This is a messenger RNA of Cydia strobilella, 927 nucleotides long. RefSeq lists its product as uncharacterized. Lineage: Eukaryota; Metazoa; Arthropoda; Insecta; Lepidoptera; Tortricidae. The record is from RefSeq and is a predicted model, not a curated record. The coding region runs from base 90 to 920 and encodes 276 amino acids. The transcript has 7 exons. Gene Ontology annotation, molecular function: N-acetyltransferase activity.
CAAACUGUCAACAAUGUCUCGAUGUACUUAAAUUAUUGAAACAUUUUCAAAGCAGCCUCCGCCAAAUUACCGUAGAGUUUUAACGCCGGAUGUCUGCCCAAAAGCUAACGAAAUGGUUACCUUCCGCCUUGAAAAAGUUUCGAACGAACAGACGACAAAUAGAUUUUACGGGUCACAAUGUGCUUGGUAUUGAAGACCUGAUGCAACGAGAAAAGCCCGGCAAGAUCCACAUAGAGCCAAUGGCAAUAGAGAACCAUCACCAAGCAGUGCAAAUGCUAAAAGAGCACUAUCUUCGUGAGCAUGUGCUCAUUCGUGCUCAUGGCAUGGACGUUAUGCAAGACAACGCUCUGGAUGAAUAUAUCUACAGUCUUCUUAAGCAGGGCAACACGUUAUGUGCGAAGACUUACGACGGGAAACCGGUGGGCAUUUGUGUGAACAUCGCCAGCGGCCCUGUGGACUCAAAGAUUCUGAGAGACUAUGCUAAUUACAGACAGGAUCCGUAUACGAAAGAAUUUUUGAACUUCAUUGCCAAAUUACAGGAGACUCCUAAUCUCUGGGACGUGUUUAAGGUCCCCAAAAUAUUUGAGAUUAAAAUGCUAACCGUUAUCCCUGAAUACCGACGGCGCGGUCUAGCCACGAUGCUGGCGGAGAGUUCUAGCGAGUUGGCCGAGACGCAGGGUUAUGACGUCGUACGAAUGGACUGCAUCAACCCUAAUGAUUUCAAGAUAGCGGAGCGCCUCCUAUUCCACUGCAUGGCGAAGUUCCCGCUAAAGGCGCUGAGCGCGCGCAACCGUAUCGGUCACGGAGAUCAUUACACACCCGUCGGCUACGUGCGUGUGUACGUCGGCGCGCGAACCCGCGACCAUCCCGACGCGGAGCUAAAGCAGAAACGCAGAGAACUGGAGAGCCUCGUCGAGUGAGAGCAAC